Messenger RNA from Aspergillus tanneri, 2478 nucleotides. It is a transcript of the gene CUL3, whose product is annotated as cullin family protein. Bases 1 to 2478 code for a protein of 825 amino acids. The record is from RefSeq and is a predicted model, not a curated record. The transcript has 4 exons. Gene Ontology annotation, molecular function: ubiquitin protein ligase binding. Gene Ontology annotation, biological process: ubiquitin-dependent protein catabolic process; protein ubiquitination. NCBI's taxonomy places the organism in Eukaryota, Fungi, Ascomycota, Eurotiomycetes, Eurotiales, Aspergillaceae. Gene Ontology annotation, cellular component: Cul3-RING ubiquitin ligase complex.
AUGGCUAUGAGAGCAAGGCAAAAGAUUCGUGCCCCCCGGAGGGGUUUAACCUCCAAUAAAGCAGAUGAAUUUGAAUCGUACUGGAAUGACCUGUCAGGGUCUUUGAAAAAGAUCCACACCAAAAACGCCUCCACUAUUUCGUUCGAACAACUAUACCGGAAUAGCUACAACAUCGUACUGAUGAUGCGCGGGAACGAUCUGUACGAUCGAGUGAAACAGCUAGAACAGGAGUGGCUGAAUACCGAGGUUCAGAAUCGAGUGACAGAGGCGAUUACUUCUCCUAGUCUGCUGCUAGCGAAGGAGGUUACCAAUGUGCAAGAUCAAGCGAAUGAGAGAAGAGAGGCAGGAGAAAAGUUCUUGAAGGUCCUAAGGGAGGUGUGGGAAGAUCAUCAGCUAUGUAUGAGCAUGAUCACAGACGUUCUCAUGUAUAUGGAUCGGGUAGUCUCGACAGACACUAAAAAGCCGUCGAUCUAUGUUGCAGCCAUGGCCUUGUUUCGCGACUCUGUAUUACGAGCGUCUAUCCCUGAUGGAGAGGCAACAGUUGUUAGUGUUCUAGAGUCCACGGUGCUCUUCAUGAUCGACAUGGAACGAUCGGGGCAUAUUAUCGACCGGACUUUGAUUCGGCAUUGCAUUUACAUGCUCGAGGGUCUUUACGAAACUAUAACGGAGGAGGAGUCAUCAAAGCUUUACUUGACUAUAUUUGAGCCGGUUUUCCUGGAAACAAGUAAAGUUUUCUAUCGGGCAGAGGGGAAACGGCUGUUGGAGAUGGCAGACGCUGCUACAUUCUGUAAGGUAGCUUCUGAGCGCAUAGCAGAAGAACGAGAGCGUUGUCUCUACACUCUGUCGCCCCUCUCCGAGUCGAAAAUCAAAGACGUGUUGGAUAAUGAGUUGAUUCGCAACAAUAUUGCCGAUGUUGUCAAUCUUGAAGGCACUGGCGUCAAGAACAUGAUCGAUGCCGAUCGCUUGGAUGUUCUGCGGAGUAUAUAUGUGCUCAGUGCGCGGGUUGACAGCAGAAAGACCCCUUUGACCGCGGCAGUUCAGAAGCGCAUAGUCGAGCUAGGUCGAGAGAUUAAUGCGUCGACAGUUGUGCUCGCCCAAGCGCCUCCGCCAAAGCCAGUAGAGAAGAGCGCCGAUGGUGGAAAGAAGCCGGCAGAGAAAGAGAAGGAAAAGCCGGCGAACCAACAGACCACGUCUGCUAUCAAAUGGGUAGAUGACACUUUAGGGCUCAAGAGGAAGUUUGACAAUAUCUGGCAGGAGUCGUUCCAAUCCGACCAGACCAUGCAGAGUGCCAUCACAACUAGCUUUUCAGAGUUCAUCAACUCAAACAGUCGCAGCUCCGAAUACCUAUCGCUUUUCUUCGAUGAAAACCUGAAAAAGGGCAUCAAGGGUAAAACAGAAAGCGAGGUAGACUCCCUCUUGGAGAAUGGCAUUACGCUCUUGCGUUAUGUGAAGGAUAAAGAUCUCUUUGAGGCUUACUACAAGAAGCACCUUUCCCGACGUCUUCUAAUGAAGCGUGCAGUUAGCAUGGAUGCAGAGCGACAGAUGAUCUCGAAGAUGAAGAUGGAGGUGGGAAAUCAGUUCACGCAACGUCUAGAGUCCAUGUUCAAGGAUAUGGCCAUCUCUGAGGACCUGACCGCCAGUUUCAAGGAGCAUAUUCGGCGGAUAGACCACGGUGAUCGCAAGCCAAUCGAUCUGGAAGUCAAUGUUCUUACCAGCACCAUGUGGCCUAUGGAGGUCAUGUCAGCAGCUAAGGGCGAGGACGUCCAGCUUCCAUGCAUCCUCCCGAAAGAGGUGGAAAGCAUCAAGCAGAGCUUUGAGAAGUUUUACCUGGGCAAGCACAGUGGUCGCAAACUCUCCUGGCAACCCAGCAUGGGAUCGGUCGACAUCCGGGCAACGUUCCGUAGAUCCAAUGGCAAGACUCAACGCCAUGAACUCAAUGUUUCCACAUACGCCAUGGUCAUCCUGAUGCUUUUUAACGAUUUGCCGGACGGCAAAUCUCUUAGCUAUGUGGAGAUCCAAGCCCAGACAGGCAUUCCCGAGCACGAUCUAGUGCGAAAUCUCCAGUCACUCGCUGUGGCACCCAAAACCCGUGUCCUGAGAAAGGAACCGAUGAGCAAGGAUGUGAAACCCACUGAUGCAUUCUUCUUUAACGACGACUUCCACAGCCCGUAUAUGAAAGUCCGCAUUGGCGUUGUCAGCGGCACUGCCAACAGGGUCGAGAAUCAGGAUCAGAGGAAGGAUACCGAAAAGCGUAUGGCCGAUGAGCGUGGUGCCAGCAUUGAAGCUGCGAUCGUGCGAAUCAUGAAACAACGCAAGACGCUGGCGCACUCGAAACUCGUGAGCGAAGUGCUUAGCCAAUUGUCAUCACGAUUUGUCCCCGAUGUGAACAUGAUCAAGCGACGUAUUGAAAGCCUGAUUGACCGGGAAUACUUGGACCGGGUGGGGGAAGAGCCGCCGACCUACGGCUACGUCGCAUAG